UACUUCCUGGUAUGUUAUACUACCCUCUCCUUUCAAGUGAUAAUGCAAAUUACUGAUGAAAAUAACGCCCGGAACUAAGUUAACAUUUAGAAAGAUUCCAUGAAAAGCUAUUGAUAAGAAUUAAAAUCAAAUGUAACCGGAAUGAUAAAUUAAAGGACAUAUUGAAUCCAUAAAAGCCACGUAAAAUAUGGAAGGUACGCCAUCAAGAAAUGAUGCGGAUUUACCGAUGUCAACUGUUUUACAGAAGUUAGAAAAACUGCAAACUGAUCAUGAAGAUCAAUUUUUGCAUUUAAAAUAUAGCAUUGACGUUUUACAUCAACAGAUAGCAAGAAUGAAAACAGCUCCAUCAAUGGAGCAGCGACGACAUGUUCAAGAAACAACCAAAGCAAAUCGCCCUUUCUACCAUGAUAACAUUGGAAUGCACAAGGAAGUUCUGCGGGAAUGCCUAGAACAAAUGGUUAAAGAUAUUGACCUAGAGAACACGGAUCUUUUAGAUGACCUUCAAACAGCAGAAUGUCUGACGAGUGAUGAAGCUGCCGAAAUCAUACGUAAACCAUCUAGACGAGAUCAAGUCCGAAAACUUGUAUUACAUUUAGGAAGGAAAAGUCGUGAAAGAUUUUCCGUGUUUUUAGAAAAUAUUCAAAAAACUUCGAACUAUCCACACCUAGCAAACAAUUUAAUGCAAUCAUACAACAAAAGGAUGGAACGAGGAACUGCAGUACCGCCUGUUUCAAAAUGUCUUGUUUGCGUUCUGAAGCAAGACGUUUUUGUGAAGGAUGUCAUUGACAAACUGUACAGUAAUGGUUUGGUCUCUACGGAAACAUUUGAACUUGUUAUAGAUCAAGUUGAGUAUGAUAAUAAGAUGAAUUGGGAAAUAAUAUUAACUCAGCUAAAGCGUUCUCGUGAUCCUCGAAAGGCUAGACAGGUUUUGCAAGAAGCAUUGUCAAGGAAAUAUGAACACAUAUCAGCACGUAUAAAUAAAACCCACUUUCCUGAAAUUAUGUGUCAAUGCAGAAAUAUUAACAAGAAAUUAUUAUUCAUUCCAGCCAGUCUAAAUUCAAAUACCACUGGAAGUCUUGGUGACGUAAGCACAACAUCUGAGCGUAGAACUUUUCCAAAUAGUGCUCUCCAGAACCAAACACGUGAGUCACUAAGUUCUGCAAAAAGUGACAAUUCUACACAGAUCGACUAUAGUAAUAUUCCAAGCACUGUAGCAUGGCUUGAAUCAAUCCCAAAUGAUCAAUUCGUAGAGGUCAACAAUGACAUUUCUGAUGUUGUGAAUGAACUUGUGAAUGAAACCCAGUCUAUUGCAUCGAUGGACAUAGAUUCCGUAAGUAAAACGGGGAAUUUAGAAAUUGAUAAAGAAUUGGAGAGUAAAAGUACUACUACGUUUGAAAGUAAAAGCUCUUUCCAUGGAAAAAGUGACAAAUCUUCAACACCUCAAUCGUAUGCAAGUGUCGUAUCUAGAAAGUCGUCUACUUCAGAACCUGCAUUUACAAAAAGAUUUAAUGAUAAUAUGUCUCAUGCUGUGAAGAACAAAUGCCAAUUAAAGUCCCAUGUUACGUCAGGUAGAAACAAACAUGCAUCAAUAACCAGACCAGCAGAAAGCCUGAGUGAAAUAGGUACAAUUUACUUGUCAAAGACUGAAAAACCAAAAUCUUCUACUUCAACAACCAAUCGUCGUUCAAAACAAUCUAUGUCCAGGUGCAACGAUCCUGUCACUGCCUUAAACAAAGACCAAAACACGGAUAGAAUGCCUAAAGGCACAAAAAUACCAAGUUCUAAUCAGUCAGAUCAUUGUUCAAUUUUACAAAAUGUAUUUUUUGAAGAACAGAGAAAAAUACAUGGGGAAUGUUCACUUGGAAAUACUGAAAACAGUAAUCGUCCCUCUACAUUUACAGUGAAACAAAGCGGAAAUCAAUUGUCUAAAUCUAAAGAUACAUCAAAGGAAAAUUGUCUUCAGCCGACUACAAGGUGUUCUCCAGGGGACAGUAAACAGAGUCAUGGAAAUAAGAAAAGAAGAAAAAGACGGAAAUGAUAUUUUAUUAAUAAACUACCUCGCAACAGAUUAAAAGUAGGCUCUUUACUCGCACAAAAUAAAGCUAGGUUACGAAGUUCAAGUAAAGGAUAGUUAUCACCAACCACAUCAUUUACCUCUAAGGGGAAGUAACAUGUCGGAUUAAUAAUAAAUUUUUUUACGUAUAAAAGUUCUUCGUUUUUUACUUUACUAAGUGUGUUUGGC
Molecule: messenger RNA, 2242 nt
Organism: Mytilus californianus (California mussel)
Lineage: Eukaryota; Metazoa; Mollusca; Bivalvia; Mytilida; Mytilidae
Exons: 3
Coding region: 188-2038 (616 amino acids)
Biological process (GO): regulation of apoptotic process
Source: RefSeq, a predicted model, not a curated record